AGCGCACGAAAAUCAAUACUGUGAUAGCAGUGACAUUGAAACUUCUGACGAGUAGACACAUUAUAUAUAUGGAUCACACUGCCAACUCCUUUCUCUUUGUCCCAUUCCAUAUCUCCUGCUUCGCUUUUGCUUCUGAUUCCAUUUAUUUCUCUUCCCUUUCCCCGUCCUUCCUAUGUUCUUCUUCUUCAUCUUGUUUCCGCUUCUUCCUUCUCUUUCUGCUGUGCUACCUGACAUGAUUUGAUUCCAUUUGAGAAUUCGCCGCGUCCGAUUCUUUCCACUCCGGUAAUAAUUCCAUAUUUCUACAGCUGCCGAUCGUUGACCGCGACACCUGUUCUUCUGGUCGUUUGUGGGUAUCUCUGUCUUUAAAGGUUAAUAAUCCAGGUAGCUGAGGGACAGAGGUGGUUUGGUAGGGACUAUGGAGGCAAACUUUGGACAUUUGCAGCAUUUAUCAAUCCGGAUUGAUUUCGGAACGGUUGUGAGGAAACCGAGUGGUUCGGUUCGAUUUCUUCAGCCAAUUUCUGAUCGGCAGAAGCUUCCAGGGCUUGUUUCGGCUUUUCAGCAACCUCUGAGGCUUUCGAAUCGAUGCAGGACGGUCUCUGUGGAGACUUCCUGUUAUCGUGAGAAUAUUUCAGAUUUGACAUUGGAAACUGAAAUUUUUCAUCCCUUCGACAAAGAUCUACUUUUAAAGAACAAGUCACAAGAGGUCCGGCCCCUUCUAAAUGGACGAUGCAUAUAUUUAGUUGGAAUGAUGGGCUCUGGAAAGACAACCAUAGGCAAGAUUCUAGCGAGAGAAUUGGGUUACACAUUCUCUGACAGCGAUACAUUGGUGGAGCAAGAUGUUGGUGGAACAUCAGUGGCUGACAUUUUCAAGCUUCAUGGCGAGGUUUUUUUCAGGGAUAAGGAGACUGAGGUAUUGAAAAAACUAUCAUUGAUGCACGGGUUUGUUAUCUCCACUGGUGGAGGUAUUGUUGUUCGGCCUAUUAACUGGAAAUAUAUGCGUAAUGGGAUUAGCAUCUGGCUAGAUGUGCCGCUGGAAGCCUUGGCAAAGAGAAUUGCUGCAGUAGGUACUGAUUCUCGCCCCCUCUUGCACCACGAGUCAGGCAAUGCCUACAUGAAGGCUUUCAGACGAUUGUCGGUCCUUCUUGAGGAAAGGGGUGAUGCAUAUGCCAACGCCAAUGCCAAAGUUUGUUUAGGAAGUCUUGCUGACAAGCUAGGGUUGUCAGAUGUUUGUAAUCUUACACCUGCAGAUAUUGCUAUAGAGGCGCUUGUACAAAUUCGGCACUUCCUAGAACAGAAGGAUGAUUAUGCUACAACUUAACGUGGAAUUCAUUGCUUCUGAGCUCAUUGUAUAAUCAUGGGAUGGUAAGUGCUCCUUCGAUGCGGUCCAUUUGAAAUGUUAAUGCGUUGUGUAGUAUGAAAAUUUUGAGGUUAAUGAAAUUUGUGUCUAUAUAAAUAUAUAGUUGCAAAGACAUACCAAAUAAAUAUGUAAACUAUUGGAGUUGUAACCUAUAAUUUACGUGUUGUUGUUUGAUUACAA
Messenger RNA from Cucumis melo (muskmelon), 1537 nucleotides. Its product is annotated as shikimate kinase 1, chloroplastic. The transcript has 11 exons. Bases 416 to 1318 code for a protein of 300 amino acids. The record is from RefSeq and is a predicted model, not a curated record. Gene Ontology annotation, molecular function: shikimate kinase activity. Lineage: Eukaryota; Viridiplantae; Streptophyta; Magnoliopsida; Cucurbitales; Cucurbitaceae. Gene Ontology annotation, cellular component: chloroplast.